GAAAUAUUAAUAGUUCUACCUCCACCGGGCGCCCGCGCGGACCAGCAGCCUCCGCCUCGGCCGCGCGGGGAAGGGCCGCGCGAGGAGCCGUGCGGCUGCGGGGAGCACGCGGGGCUGAACGGCCGUGAGCGCCCCCACGGCCCGAGCCGAUGGACGCGAACCCGUGGGGGCCCGGGACCCCCGCUGGAGCCCGCCGCCCUUAUUGCAGGAGCGAGCGGGACAUCACCUUCUAGAAGUAAUGCCCACAGAAAGCGGGAGCUGCUCCACUGCUCGCCAAGCAAAACAGAAACGCAAAUCUCAUAGCCUUUCCAUACGAAGAACCAACAGCUCGGAGCAGGAGAGGGCGGGCCUGCCAAGAGAGAUGCUGGAAGGACAGGAUUCUAAACUGCCUUCCUCGGUUCGCAGUACACUUUUGGAGCUGUUUGGUCAAAUAGAGAGAGAGUUUGAAAACCUUUACAUUGAAAACUUAGAAUUGCGUAGGGAGAUUGAGACUCUUAAUGAACGUUUAGCUGCUGAAGGACAAGCGAUCGAUGGGGCGGAACUGAGUAAGGGCCAGCUCAAAACAAAAGCCAGCCACAGCACCAGCCAGCUCUCUCAGAAGCUGAAGACCACUUACAAGGCCUCUACCAGCAAGAUUGUCUCCAGCUUCAAGACCACCACGUCGAGGGCCGUGUGCCAGCUCGUGAAGGAGUACAUUGGCCACAGGGAUGGCAUCUGGGACGUCAGUGUGGCGAGGACACAGCCUGUGGUGCUGGGCACUGCGUCUGCCGAUCACACGGCCCUGCUGUGGAGCAUAGAGACAGGCCGGUGCCUCGUCAAGUACUCGGGCCACGUGGGGUCAGUAAAUUCUAUAAAGUUUCAUCCUUCAGAGCAGUUGGCUCUUACCGCUUCUGGAGAUCAGACCGCCCACAUUUGGAGAUAUGCCGUUCAGCUGCCGACACCCCAGCCUGUGGCCGACAGCACUCAGCAGAUAUGUGGCGAAGAUGAGGUGGAGUGCUCCGAUAAAGAUGAGCCUGAUGUGGACGCGGACGUGUCCAGUGACUGUCCUACCAUCCGGCUGCCACUGACGUCUCUUAAGAGCCACCAGGGAGUGGUCAUAGCCGCUGACUGGCUGGUUGGGGGGAAGCAGGCAGUGACGGCCUCCUGGGACAGAACGGCCAAUCUGUUUGACGUGGAGACGGCAGAACUCGUCCACUCUCUGACAGGGCAUGACCAGGAGCUAACGCACUGUUGCACACACCCCACCCAGCGGCUUGUGGUGACCUCCUCCCGGGACACGACUUUCCGUCUUUGGGAUUUCAGGGACCCUUCCAUCCACUCCGUGAAUGUCUUCCAGGGCCAUACGGACACCGUGACCUCGGCUGUGUUCACCGUGGGAGAUAACGUCGUUUCAGGCAGCGAUGACCGCACCGUGAAGGUCUGGGACUUAAGGAACAUGAGAUCCCCCAUUGCGACUAUUCGCACAGACUCUGCCAUCAACAGGAUCAACGUGUGCGUCGGCCAGAAGAUAAUCGCCCUCCCACACGACAACCGGCAAGUGAGGCUGUUCGACAUGUCGGGCGUGCGGCUGGCGCGGCUCCCGCGCAGCAGCCGGCAGGGCCACAGAAGAAUGGUGUGCUGCUCGGCGUGGAGUGAGGACCACCCCCUGUGCAAUCUGUUCACCUGCGGGUUUGACAGGCAAGCCAUUGGCUGGAGCAUCAACAUCCCCGCAUUGUUACAGGAGAAGUGAGGUCGCUGCGCUCCCCAGUGGCGCGGCCGCCGUGGACCUGUGGACUGGUGCCGCUCUUCUCCUGUCAGCCAAGCCCUUUUUCUGCGAGUCGGGCCCUGCAAAGGGUGAUUUGUAUGUUCUUUUCUCAUUGUACCCAGCUUGCAUGAAAUGUACAGCCAAACGUAUGGUCAUAUGUCUUAUUUCCGUCUUGUGUGUAUGUGGGCGCCCUCUGCCCCGUGUGGACAAAGCCCCUUUCCCAUGGCCCGGCGUGUGUCGUGAGUUGCUGCGUCUGACCGCUGACGGCAUGGCGUUACGUUUGUGUGAGUUAAAUGUGAACCCCGCGUACUUACUGUGAGGCGCAAGUAGAGUGUGGCAUUUCUGGAAUACUGACACGCGUCUGCCUCGUGCUGGGAAGGUCACGGAGCUGCGCUCGUGUUGGUGAGCGCACUGGGUGGGGGGCCGCUGGGAGGCUUCCCGUGUACUUCCAUGUGGGGUGUGAGCGUGCACUGUGCCGUAAUUCGGCUGCAUCUCUGUUCUCUCAGAGUUAACGUGAAACUGAACCCGGAUGUUAGCGUUAACAAGUAGAAUGCGGACUUUAUGUUUGGAGAAUUUUUUUGAAAAGAAAAAGUUUCUGCUCUUUUUAUAGAAAAUCGUUUCAAUCUCCUGAGGUCUCAUAUUAGCAAAUUCAAAAGUGUGAUUUUAAUCACUGAUUUCAGAUAGUAAGCAAAAUUUAAAGCACUUUAGUUUAUAGCCGUGGUUAUAAACAGUUUUUAGAAGUUACAGAUGACUCAUCCAUUGAAUGUGACUUGACCUUUUGAAGAAGGCCCUGCCUGCUACCUGAACACAUGAACUUAUUUAUUUUCUACUCUUGGGUUUGCGUAUUUCUCAGUGGGUUCACUUCCUCGGUGGGGUUUGGGAGCCAACAAUGCAAAUAAAUGAGUACUACCUCAGAACGGCGCGUCUGGAGACCGCGGGCGGCUCGCUGCUGUGUGUGGCUGGGACGCUGGGUUCAGAGGGCAGGACAGACGGCUGUGGCGGCUGCGUCCUGACACCCAGGCUCUCCCGCUCGUCGGCAGGGGUGGCAGAAGUGACGCGUUGCCGGCUGGCCGCCGGCCCCCACAUGCUCCCCCUGGCCCCCACCUGGGCGGCCCGUAGCUCUGGCCUUCGUAGGACUCCCUGUUGUCUGCUGUCUGUGAGUUCAUGUUUCUUGCUUGGUCACAGUUUUGAUAAAGAGCCAUCUGUGCGUACUGCCCUCCUGUUUUUCAUUCUUUGAAUGUGUGCACUUGGAGAGGCAUAUGAGGGUGACAGCAGAGACGGUCACGGGUGCCCCGCUGCCGGUGGGGACAGCUGGUGGGGUCGGCAGAGCAUGCGGGCCGCCCCGGGUCCUGAGUGAAUGUGCCUCACUUGAGGCUCCUUUGGCUCAGGUCCUGCGUGCGGUAGCUCAUGAGGAAUUCCAGCCCUGAGUUCUCUGGAACGAUUCUGAGAUGAUUGACGCAGUCUGGAAGGGAAGAAGGGCCAGGAGAGACCCGUCCUGUACGGUUAUGGUCUCGGCUGAGGUCGGUGCCUGGAGGGCACACAGCAAAGGCUUCAGGACACGGUCAUCUCUGAGGCCUGGCAUCUGCCCAGGGUGCCCAGCCCCUGCCGCCUGAGGGCACCACACCCCCAGCGGUGGAGCCGCGGUGAUCUGGGGCCGCCAGGCUGUGUGUCCACACUUUUGGUUUCCAUGUGAAUGUCUGGGUGUCUUAGAAUCAUUGUUAGGGACACCGAAAAACGUAUACAAACACAGCUGAAUCCAGCUUACAAACCAGAUCUUUGCCGGAUUAAAAAAAGUGGAAGCUUUUAAAUGAAUGUUUCUGAUGGCUGUUUGGUUCUCUGCCGACUAGUGGCCUCCGUGGCCGGCAGCUGCUCACCGCCACGCCGACGGGAGCGCCGACCUACUUGCUCCUCCUGCAUCUCCACGGGGCACAAGGCCUCCUGCUUUGGGACAGUUCUCAGCAGCAGGACACCCUGCUGUCAUGACCUCAUCGUCCACGGAUGUGCUUCCGUUCAGCUGCUGCUGUGGCCUUAGUAGUGGUGUUCUCGGGAGUCACGGAGAUUUGGGAUCGUGCGUGCGUGUCCGUGUGCAUGUGUGUACUUGUGUGGCUGAAAUUAAGUCAUGAUCAGCCACACGUGAUCUCAUCUGAGAUAGUGUUUGGAAGUGAGUGGUUUUGUUCUGUGUGCUCACAUGUUCAGAAUUUCAUUCAGUAAUGGAAGGAGAAUGUGUGGUCACUGGAAAAUGUAUAUUGACAGAAAAUUUCAUAAGAACUAUGUUGUUGGACAAAACAGUACUCUUCUCAACCACUGCACAUUGACUUCUGUAAAGACAGAAAUUGUGUACAUAUUUUGGAAUUUGAAGAAUUCUAUGUAAAUCACUUGUUGCUUAAAUCUGUGAAAAACCAAGUUUCUUUGGGGGAAAAGUAUGCAUUUAUAAGUGUUGUGUAGAGCAAGUGUUUUUGUUGUAUUGGUGUACUUGUUUUUAAGUGUUGAAUGUCUUCAUUGCCAUAUGAAAUUCAUUAAAAAUCCACGUUCUGUAA
Hyaena hyaena (striped hyena) is the source of this 4281-nucleotide messenger RNA. It is a transcript of the gene WDR37, whose product is annotated as WD repeat domain 37. Bases 239 to 1729 code for a protein of 496 amino acids. The record is from RefSeq and is a predicted model, not a curated record. The transcript has 14 exons. NCBI's taxonomy places the organism in Eukaryota, Metazoa, Chordata, Mammalia, Carnivora, Hyaenidae. Gene Ontology annotation, cellular component: preribosome, large subunit precursor. Gene Ontology annotation, molecular function: protein binding.